CACAGUGACAGACAGUGGCUUCGAGGGCAAAACGACGAAGUAAACAAACACACCAGCUUUUCUACCAAAUUUCAAUACUUCUCUUUAGUUGGCUUGGACUAUGAAGAAAUUUACUUCGACUUGUAAAUCAAACCGAAGAUGCCGCCCGUAUCUCUCCAGGAGGGGGAGCAAUCAGACCCAGAUGAAGUCCAGUCAGGGAUUUAUUGAGAAACUUCCAACUGAGGUGCUUGAUUUAAUAUUAAAUAAUCUCACAGUUCAAGAAGUCAGUGUUUUAAGCAUGGUAUCCAAAAGCAUCAGUACUUGCAUUGUAAAGCAUGUGUCCACCUUGUCCUGGACGAACAAGAUGAUUUUGCAGAAGCUUCACUGUACAUCGCUUGAAGCUGAUGACUCGGUGGUUGAUCAUUUCAGAUCUCUUGGUUUACUGCUCAAGAGAUGUACUCUGUUACUACCAUCUAAGGACAGAAUAAAAUUUACAUAUAUUAGGUUUUCUCAGGUUUCCUGUUUCAGGAUGGACCAAUGUGUAGCACUGCAUCACUGCCAGGCUUUUACCUAUUAUGGAGUGUUCCUGCAGACUCUGAUUGCUGGUUGGGACGAGCUGGAAUGUCAUCGUGUCUUUCGUUUCCUGAGUGAAACUACAAAACUGCAGCAGAAAAUAGAGGCAGCUGUUACAAGCAAGCCAGGAUCCUGCCACAAGCUGGAACUGUCAGUUCGUCUUUUCUGCAGAGGUGUGAUGUUUGAUCAGUGGAAGAGCAGACGGGAUGCUCUUUUCUGGCUGACGUGCCUCCUCAGACCUUGGCCAAUAGUCAGCCAGGCCCGCCUACUCUUCAUCCUCUUUGGCCCAAUGAAGUCUGAUGGUAAGCUAAACUGGCAAGCUGUGCAGGACAGUGUGGUUGGGCAAAGUGCCCUGUUGGAUUUGGCCAAGGCCAUCAUCCUUCUACAUGAAGAUGGGGGAAACAGAAACUGGACUGCUGAUACCAUUCUAGCCAUUUUAAAUGAAUUAAUGGUCAUGCCACAGCCGUGGAAUAUGGAGAACGUGGCACGCCUGCUCAUCCUUUGUGGCAACAGCAUCUGCUACAGUGUGCUAGCUAGUAAAGCCAUCAACGGCAGGCACUUCGAGAUCUCCAGACUUCUUAUUUUUCUUAUUCUAGUGAGUGAAAAAGACGGUUAUAGUAUGAACUGGGCAGUGAAGAUGACCCAGCAGGUGUGUCAGGUAUUUUCCAUGCCCUCAGAAAAAUGGUCCUUUAUCCAGCGUAUGGAGAACAUGUUCUCAGAAGUCACCAUGGAACUCUAUGAGCUUGUUAUGACAGGCCGACGUGACGCAGCGAUGGAUAGCACGCUACAAUGUCUGUGCACCCUGCUGAACGCGAAUGCUCACUUCCACACAGAGAUUGUCUACAUGCUUCUUAGGAAAGGGUCAGAUCACAAGAACACACAGCAAGUGGCCCAGACAUCAGAAAGAAAAUAGUCUAGGAGAAAUCAACAUGGCAAAUACUUUCAGCUCAGCCUGGCGAGGAAUUAGGUUUUAAAUGUGAGAGACUGACUGGUUUUAUUAGUGAGCCAAUGUUACCGCUGCAACACUGGAUGAUUAUUUAUUUCAGACAUUUUGGUUCUGGUAUUUUUAUUCUACAUGUUAUACAUUCUACAGGUUGGGGCUAUUUAAAGCUACAUGUUCAAUUUUGUUGUUGAAAAUGUCCAUAUAGAAUGGUACGCUGCUAUAAGUACAGUCUAUGUAUUUCCUAGUUAUUUUUACAUAUUUUUAAAUUAAUGUGCUUUUAUUGAUAUCUGAAUUAAAUACAAACACAUUUUUAUCACUUACCACUUUAUAUUAGGCUACUGUGUUUUUGCUCUCAGUAUGCCACUGAUGUUGAAUUAAAUAUUUGCUACCAAAACUCUUGAGCACUGUAGAGAUUGUUUGUUGUGUAGAAAACGUUCUUAGUACUGUUAUUGUGAAAUUAAAGACUAUCAGCAGUUAAGUUCUAAAUUGUAGCAUUGUUACAUAACAUGAGUAAAAUGCAUUAACUGAGUCUGUUUAGCGUCCCUGUUUUUCUAGACAUCAUGUAUUGUGUUUAAAUACACCGAUCAGCCAUAACAUU
Molecule: messenger RNA, 2093 nt
Organism: Trichomycterus rosablanca
Lineage: Eukaryota; Metazoa; Chordata; Actinopteri; Siluriformes; Trichomycteridae
Product: F-box only protein 47-like
Exons: 11
Coding region: 101-1465 (454 amino acids)
Molecular function (GO): protein binding
Source: RefSeq, a predicted model, not a curated record